UGGGGGAGGGGCGGGGGCAGAAGAUGGCUAAGAAGAGAGGGCCCCCCAGCAUCAAGGAAGAACAACCAGACACUUCCUUAGACGUUGAGACCUAUGGUAAUCCAAGGACAUUUGAUCCUAAUUUCAAGGGGCCUAUUGCCAAAAGGAAUUGUACAGAUGUCCUGUGCUGCAUCAUCUUCAUACUCUUUAUCAUUGCCUACAUUCUUUUAGGACUCGUGGCCUGGGUACAUGGAGACCCCAGGAGAGUGGCCUACCCUACAGACAGCAAGGGUCACUUUUGUGGCCAGAAGGGCACCCCCAAUGAGAACAAGACCAUUUUGUUUUACUUUAACUUGUUCAGCUGUACCAGUCCUUCCGUGGUGGUAAACCUACAGUGCCCUACUACACAGAUCUGUGUCUCCAAGUGCCCAGAAAAGUUUCUAACCUACAUGGAAAUACAAUUUUCAUACAGAACAAACAAACACUAUUGGACGUACUACAGCCAAUUCUGCAAAUCACCUUUUGUUAAGCCUGUGAAGACUCUCUCACAAGUCUUACUGGAUGAUGAUUGUCCAACAGCAAUUUUUCCAAGCAAACCAUUUCUCCAGAGAUGUUUCCCUGACUUCACUACUAAAAAUGGCACUUUGACAGUAGGAAAUAAAACAACAUUUGAAGAUGGAAGUGGAAAAACAAGAAAUGCUAUAGAACUCAGGACAGCUGCAAAUCGUGUCAAUAAAAUCCUUGAUGCAAGGGCAAUUGGAAUGAAAGUAUUUGAAGACUAUGCAACAACUUGGUAUUGGAUUCUCAUUGGCCUGACUAUUGCCAUGCUCCUCAGUUGGAUGUUUGUGAUACUCCUGAGGUUCAUAGCUGGAUUCCUUUUCUGGGUCUUCAUGGUGGGUGUGAUUGGAAUUAUAGGUUACGGAAUAUGGUACUGUUACCAGGAAUAUAGCAAUCUUCAGGGACGGCCAAAUUCUCACUUAACUAUAUAUGACAUCGGGAUUCAGACUGAUAUAAGCAUGUACUUCCAACUGAAACAAACUUGGUUCGCAUUUAUGAUAAUACUCUGCCUUCUUGAAGUGUUUAUCAUCCUCAUGCUGAUCUUCCUCAGGGAACGAAUCUGCAUCUCCAUUGCCCUGCUGAAGGAAGGGAGCAAAGCCAUUGGAUACCUCCCUACUACGUUAAUUUAUCCAGUUUUAACUUUCAUUUUCCUCUCUAUCUGUAUUGCCUACUGGGCAGUGACAGCAAUUUACUUGGCUACAUCGGGGGUACCUAUAUACAAAGUCAUAUCCCCAGAAAGGACAUGUAAACAUGAAAAUACAACCUGUGACCCAGAGAUUUUUAAUACAACUGAAAUUGCCAAAGCUUGCCCUGGGGCUCAGUGUAACUUUGCUUUCUAUGGUGGAAAGAGCCUGUACCAUCAAUAUGUCCCUACCUUCCAGAUUUUCAAUCUAUUUGUCUUUCUCUGGCUUAUAAACUUUGUCAUUGCACUGGGUCAGUGUGCCCUUGCUGGUGCCUUUGCUUCUUAUUACUGGGCCUUGAAAAAACCUGAUGACAUCCCACCAUAUCCACUUUUUACUGCAUUUGGGCGAGCCAUACGAUAUCACACAGGAUCCCUAGCAUUUGGAUCCUUAAUUCUUGCAUUAGUUCAAAUGUUUAAAUUCAUCCUAGAAUACUUGGACCGCCGUCUGAAAGAGGCCCAGAACAACGUUUGUAAAUUUCUACAGUGCUGCCUAAAAUGCUGUUUCUGGUGUUUGGAAAGAAUGGUAAAGUUUUUUAACAGAAAUGCCUAUGUUAUGAUUGCAAUAUAUGGCAAAAACUUCUGCAGGUCAGCAAGAGAUGCUUUCAAUCUGCUGAUGAGAAAUGUUUUAAAAGUUGCAGUUAUGGAUAAAGUUACAGACUUUGUACUAAUCCUGGGGAAAAUUCUAGUUGCUGGAUGUAUAGGUGUCCUGGCCUUUUUACUCUUCACACACAGAUUGCCAACGAUGAUAGAAGGACCGACAUCUUUAAAUUACUACUGGCUACCUUUACUGACAGUCAUUAUUGGAUCUUACCUAGUUGCCCAUGGAUUCUUCAGUGUCUAUGCAAUGUGUAUUGAUACAAUUUUCAUCUGCUUCUUGGAAGAUAUAGAAAGAAACGAUGGUUCUCCUGAAAGGCCCUAUUACAUGAGUCAGUCUCUGCUGAAGAUUUUGAACGAGCCAAGUAUGCAAACUAAGAAGCAUUAGAAGUGCAAACUGUGGUCAUCCUGCAGCGCGAACUAACAUGGAUAUUGAAGACUUCUCUGAGGACCUAAGUUACUUCUGGCCCCUGUGAGUCUAUACAUCUCCCAGAAAACAAAGCUAUUCCUCAGUAAAACAAAUGUGAUUGAUUCACUCAUGAAAAUUGAGUACCACAUUAUACAAGGCUUGGACAUCAGGAUAACAUCAAGGUCAUGGACCCUCGGGCCAAAUUAGCCAACUUCUCCACAACUUUCCAAGCAUAAAAGGUAGCUAA
Molecule: messenger RNA, 2469 nt
Organism: Lutra lutra (Eurasian river otter)
Lineage: Eukaryota; Metazoa; Chordata; Mammalia; Carnivora; Mustelidae
Gene: SLC44A5
Product: solute carrier family 44 member 5
Exons: 24
Coding region: 24-2201 (725 amino acids)
Biological process (GO): transmembrane transport
Cellular component (GO): membrane
Molecular function (GO): transmembrane transporter activity
Source: RefSeq, a predicted model, not a curated record